Molecule: messenger RNA, 289 nt
Organism: Sphaeroforma arctica JP610
Lineage: Eukaryota; Ichthyosporea; Ichthyophonida
Exons: 2
Source: RefSeq, a predicted model, not a curated record
ACAGCAGUAUCCCAGCACAUACUUGGAUUUCCUCACAGAUAGAGACGAGCGGACUCCUGAUCCAGGGGUGGACCGCCAUCCUCUCAAUAAGGAGCGCUACGGUGACACCGACGCCCACUGGCACGCACAAGAAAGCUAUCUUACACCCACCAACAGCAGCAACACACUCGUGGCUAUUGACAUGGACAAGUUCUGUCUCAAGCUGCCGUUUAAGUACGAUUUCGGAUUGUUGGUGCAACAGGUGAGUAGUCUCUGUAGUGAUAAAAUAUCAAUAGGGAUAUCAUUAUAA